This is a messenger RNA of Caenorhabditis remanei, 354 nucleotides long. RefSeq lists its product as uncharacterized. Bases 1 to 354 code for a protein of 117 amino acids. The record is from RefSeq and is a predicted model, not a curated record. NCBI's taxonomy places the organism in Eukaryota, Metazoa, Nematoda, Chromadorea, Rhabditida, Rhabditidae. The transcript is spliced from 3 exons.
AUGUUUGCCAUCCCAAAAAACCCAACUCCAAAACCUCUUCUGACUAAACAAACCGUGAAGGAGAUUGAGGGUAAAAUGAGAUGCCUUCGAAGCUUGAUGACCAACAAGAGAGCACAACCUCCAGCGCAUAUGAAUCAUCUUAUCGAUUUGAUGUGCUUCUUUCAAGCGAUGCUUCAGUGCAAGAACAUGCCAGCAACUGAUGAAAAUAAAGAGAAAUUCAAGCAUGGGCAGAAAGCGUGCGAUAGGAUGAUUGAGGUGGCGAUCCGAGUGGUCCCUGGAGGCGAGACACUCGAGGAAGCAUGGAAAGCGGUCAACGAGGCGGCCAAGGAAUUUAAAUCUAUUAAUAAAAUAUAA